Myxozyma melibiosi is the source of this 1616-nucleotide messenger RNA. RefSeq lists its product as uncharacterized. The record is from RefSeq and is a predicted model, not a curated record. Gene Ontology annotation, biological process: carbohydrate derivative metabolic process. The transcript is spliced from 2 exons. Lineage: Eukaryota; Fungi; Ascomycota; Lipomycetes; Lipomycetales; Lipomycetaceae. Bases 311 to 1291 code for a protein of 326 amino acids. Gene Ontology annotation, molecular function: carbohydrate derivative binding.
UAGCAGCCAAACCCAAACUACGAUGGUCCUCAAACCAUCUCUCGCCUCGCUCCCGAACUUUCACCUUCCCAGCUCCUCCUCGGCGGCAAAACCACCCCUGCGCUCCUUCUUCUGGCUCGAGAAAGCUUCUGCUCAAGAUUCAAGGUACAGCCACGCUGCUCUCAUCAUCGCCACCUUCUGUGUAUAAGUAGCCGGUGCUCCCUCCUCUGCUCUUCGUCCGACAUACUCUCCGAUAUCUGAUAUCCCUCUCUAUCUGAUACUACUCUAUCAACGUCUACACUCCUUCUACUUCUUGCUACCUGACAUCACAAUGGCCAACAACCUCCUUACCCCCCCCGGCGAGACCUCCCCUAGCGUCAUCAUGGCCUCCACCCUCACAAUGCUCAAGAGCCAGGCCUUGACCCUCUCCCACCUCAGCAAUCUGUACACCACCGACUCCCCCACCCAGUCCAGCUACAUCUCCGCCAUCCAGAUCAUGCACAACUCCCUCCUCUCCGGCGGCAAGAUCAUCCUCGUCGGCAUGGGCAAGUCCGGCAAGAUCGCCGACAAGCUCUGCGCGACCAUGAACUCGCUCUGCAUCCACGCUACGACCCUCCACCCCUGCGACGCCCUUCACGGCGACCUCGGCGUCGUCCGCCCGGGCGACGUGCUCUUCAUGAUCACCGCCUCCGGCGCCACCCCCGAGAUCCUCCAGCUCCUGCCCCAUGUGCCCGCCUCGCUCCCGCGCAUCCUCCUCACCUGCAAGCCGGACUCCGUCAUCGGCCGCAUGUCGCAGGCCGUCGUCUCGGCCGCCAUCCCGCACAACCUCAACGAGCGCGAGAUCUACGGCGUGCCCGCCCCGACCACCACCACCACCGCCUGCCUCGCCGUCGGCGACGCGAUCUGCAUCACCCUCGCCGAGAUCAUCACCGCCGAGCAGGAGGAGCGCAAGCAGAACUUUGGCCGCUACCACCCCGGCGGCGCCAUCGGCAACACUUACAAGGACGAGAAGGCCGAGGCCAAGCCCACCUACAAGGACGUCAUGAUCCUCUGGACCGAGCAGGUCGGCCAGGCCGACGAGACCGACGAGCUCUCGAUCCUCAGAGCGGCCGCGGGUCGCCGAUGGGUGUGCGUUGGCGGCAAGCGUCUGCUGCGCAGCACAGAGAUCGCCGGCCGAUCGUCGUUCGUCUCUGGUCUGCCUAUCGCGCAGAUGAAGCGUGUUGAGGCUCGCGAUGUCUUUGACGAGAGCAAUACCACUGACGUGCUCUUGGUCGUCAGAGACCACGCUAUCGUUGGUGUCUACGAGCCAUGAGCGAGUCUGAUGCGAUGCGAUGCGAUGCGAUGCGAUUACAGUGACGUGACAACUACAUAGAAGCAGCAAAGCUGCGAGAUCUCCUAUCCCUCUGCUACUCUACUCUAUAAUUAGAGCUCGAGUAAGCACACACAGACACAGUACCGGGAUACAGAGUUCCUCAACUCAAAGGCGUCUUGAUUUUAAAAAUAACUGGGAUAUUGUUUUGUUUUUGCUUGUUUUUGCUUGGAAAUUACUCCGUCUAGGAUAUUUGGCUUGUUCUGGUGUUAUUAUUGCUUCCUUCACUUUUGGUAAAUAGCUUUGGAAUAUAGAAUCUACCCUCACA